Molecule: messenger RNA, 526 nt
Organism: Diorhabda sublineata
Lineage: Eukaryota; Metazoa; Arthropoda; Insecta; Coleoptera; Chrysomelidae
Product: mitochondrial pyruvate carrier 2-like
Exons: 4
Coding region: 55-420 (121 amino acids)
Biological process (GO): pyruvate import into mitochondria
Cellular component (GO): mitochondrial inner membrane
Molecular function (GO): pyruvate transmembrane transporter activity
Source: RefSeq, a predicted model, not a curated record
AAACAAUAUAACCUUUUUUGACAUUGAUAAUUUUGGAUAAAAAAUUAUUCAAGAAUGUCUGCAAUAUAUCAUAAUACAAUGGCUGCAUUGGACAAAAUAGUUCCGCCAAAAUUACAACCUCUAUGGACCCAUCCUGCUGGACCUAAAACUGUAUUUUUUUGGGCCCCGUUGUUCAAAUGGGGUUUAGUUAUAGCUGGUAUAGCGGAUUUACAAAGACCAGCAGAUUCCAUUAGCCCUUCACAGAGUGGGGCUUUGCUUGCCACUGGUCUUAUAUGGUCGAGAUAUUCAUUAGUUAUAAUACCAAAAAAUUAUUCUUUGUUCAGUGUUAAUAUGUUUGUGGCUCUAACUCAAAGUUACCAAAUGUACAGGGCGUUAAGCUACCAAAACCAAAUGAAAAAUAAAGCUUCCUCAGAAAAAUGAAGGAAUAGAGAUCAUAUAGAUAAAAUUUUUAUUGUAAAUAUCUUAAUUCUAAUAGAAAAUUCAAUUAAAAUGUAAUUAAAUGCUCAAUAAAGGAAAUAGUUAUGUU